Dufourea novaeangliae is the source of this 2742-nucleotide messenger RNA. RefSeq names its product serine/arginine repetitive matrix protein 1-like. The record is from RefSeq and is a predicted model, not a curated record. Lineage: Eukaryota; Metazoa; Arthropoda; Insecta; Hymenoptera; Halictidae. The coding region runs from base 75 to 2699 and encodes 874 amino acids. The transcript is spliced from 8 exons.
UUGUUCAGCGUAAAAUUGAAAGAAAGAGAUUAAAUAGUCUCAAUAAUGUGAAUUCCGUUUAAUCUUUCAGAAAAAUGUGUGAUACAUCCCAAAAAAUGAAAGAUACUAGUGUCAAAAGCAAUGUGAAAAAUGAAGCAUUGGAAAAAAAAAGUGUUAAUAAGAAAGAGUCUACAUUAAAGAGUACAAACGAAGAUGUACAACGUGCAAUUGAAGGCUUAAAAGAAAUUCCGGAUGAAGAACUUCAAGAGUUCCUUGACGAUGAAGAUUUCAUGGAAGGCUUAGAUGUUGUUGAUGCUUGGGAAGGUGAUGAAGAAAAAGGUCGUGAAGUUGAUCCUAAAUCCUCUCAUACCAAGGAACAAGAACAGAAACGUCUUUCUAGGGACAGGCAUCGUCGUGACCACAAAGGAUCGAAUAAUCGUGAAAGAGCAAAGAGAGAAGAGAAGAAACAUGAAGAAACACGACGUGAUCCUUCCAAAAGCACAAAAGACAUAGAGAGGGAUAAAAUACGUACAAAAAGGGACAAUGAAAGUAAACUUUUGGCAGAGAAGGAGAAAGCUAUUAAGCAUCUGUUAGAUUCUGACAAUGUUGUACCUCCGGGUACAGAAGUUGAAGCCAUUCAAAGCAUUGCAGAGAAACAGAGUUUAGAGCAGGCACAGAUGCAUGUCCAUAGAAACCGUGAACGACGUAGAAGUCUUGAGCGUCAAGGUGGAAAUUCGUUACGACGUAGAACUCCGGAUAGGAUUAGAUUAAAUUCUUUAAAUUCUCCUCGUCGAAAGUCACCGUUGUUGAUGACACCAGAACGUUGUAGAAGUCCUUUCAAGAUGAACAUCGAGAAACAUCGAAGUCCAAUGCGGUUCAGUCCCGAGAAAAGAAGAAGCCCAAGAUUUAACUGCGUCCGGAGAAGUCCAUUUGGAUUCAGCCCGGAUCGACGAAGAAGCCCCGUCAGACGACUAAGUUGGGAACGAAGAACAAGUGCGGAUAGAAGAUGGAGCGCUGAACGACACAGAAGACGUACGAAUAUACACGAACGCCGAAGAAGUCGAUCACGGGAUCGACAACGAAGCCGCAGUGUGGAACGCAUUAGGAGAAAAGUCAGCCGUUCACCGAUUAGACGUUAUAGUCCUCGACGUCGAAGUCGAAGUCGAAGUAGAUCGGUAGAACGUCGUACAAGGAAGCGGUCACCUUUUAUCAAUGAACUUACGAGACAACUAAGGAACGAAGCAAUAGUUACAUCACAUAUAAAUACUGGUUAUGCGCCACCCCAACCGAUGGAUGGCAUACCACCGUUGAUAAAUCCCGUUCCAUAUCCACAAGAUGCUGAGCCAAGACCACCAUUGCCAAUGGCACCUUAUAUGCAUCAAUCUGGAUUGCCACCGCCGCCGCCACCAAUGUCGUCGGGUGGCCCGCCGUUCAUAAAUUUUGAAAAUGCACCUCAACCGAUGAAUUUUGAUCCUGUACCGUUACUACCACUACCUCAAACUGAAUACGUUUCCGGGCCAGUAAUGUACAAUCAACCAAAUACGGGUUCGAUUCAUCCUCCUCAUCGACCACCGCUUCUUCCGGCACCAGAUAAAAUCUCUCCGAACUACAGGGAACAGCGUAGCUUUCGAGAUUCCUAUAAUGGAUAUCACCUCACAAAUGAAGAACGACUAAAGACACCUGAACCACCAGUCAUCUCUGAUACAAAACAAUUUGAAAAGACGAGUUUAUCCAGUCUAUUGGAAGCAUCUGUUUCCGCAAAAGAUUCAGCUAGUCUACCAGUCUUAUAUCCAGGAUUCAAACCCGAAAUAAUGCGCCACUGUGAACACGCUCUGCGCGAACUUCCUACCGAAGACCCUCGUUUAAAGAUGAAAGGGCGAUUUUUCUACGAUCCCUCGAAGGAGAGUGUACAGAACGAGAAAGAAGAAUAUUCGUCGAAUUCUAUACUUUUGCAAAGAAGCAAAAGCAAAAUAUGCUGGGAAGAGGAGGAAGGACAUCACCAUACCCCGGUGAAACCUAACGUACAGAUGCAUCAAAAGAUUUGUCAGACUGACGAGGUAGAGACAAGCGCGAAGUUUGUUCAAGCAACUGUCACCAUGGUGGAUUUCGAAAUGCAAGUUUAUCCGCAACAUCUACAACAAGCUAAUAAAGAGGAGAAAAAACCAAUCAUGGAUCGUCUGGAUUGGAACGUGCGCGAAACAUUCGAUUGCACACCUAAAUAUCGAGAAGCGGACGAUUUGAGGUGGAGUUUAAGUAAUUCCUCUCAAAAACGAACUUGGAACAGAACAGCAUCUCCACCCAGACGAAACGAUGAUCGUGAUCACGUCGAUUCCGUGUCUUCUAUGGAUCAUAAUCCGAGAAACUUGAAACUGGGAUCCCCGAUAAGGAACAGGGAUAAUUUUUCCAGCCAUAAGGGAUCCAUGCGAGAUCAUUAUAGUCGUGAUAGAUACUCGCCCAAUUACAGGCACUCUUUAAACGAACGUGAUGAGUUCCAUGAUAAUAGAAGCGAUCAUAGUCGUGGCGAAAGUCCUAUGAUAUUAGAAGAUUCGGCGGAAGAAUUAGAAUUGGAGCAUACAUUCCAAAGAGGUUCGGAUUGGCAUGGAAGAGGAAAAAUUAUAAGAGGUAGAUCAAGCCCCCUGGUAAAACCGCAUAUAUACAGAGGAAAGCAUUCAGGAGGGAGACCUUAUCGUGGCCGUGGCGGAUAUCGUGGAAAAUUCUAAAAUGAUUUGUGUAAAGCACAAAUUUACAACAUUGUAGAAUUAU